CACCGACAACCCCCGUGUCACCACUGCGCACGCACGCCGACAACACCUCGAAUCGAUCGCCGAGUCCACCCUCUCAGCCUUCACGAUGCCUAUGUGCGGUGGAACAAAGUCGGUGCAGCGCAAGCUGGUACUCCUCGGCGACGGCGCAUGCGGCAAGACAUCGCUACUAAACGUCUUCACAAGAGGAUACUUCCCAACAGUAUACGAGCCUACAGUAUUCGAAAACUACGUCCACGACAUCUAUAUCGACAACACCCAUGUGGAACUGAGCUUAUGGGACACCGCCGGGCAAGAGGAAUUCGAUAGGCUACGAUCUCUCAGCUACGAUGACACGCACGCCAUUAUGCUCUGUUUCUCCGUCGACUCGCCAGAUUCUCUCGAGAACGUAGAGACCAAGUGGGUCGGUGAGAUCGCCGAGAACUGCCCCAACGUUAAGCUCGUCCUGGUCGCAUUGAAGUGUGAUCUGAGGAAGCGCGAGGACGACGAUGCUGAGGGCGCAGAGCCAGAGAAGCCAUGCAUUGACUAUGAAGAGGGUCUCCGAGUGGCAGAGAAGAUCAAGGCCCUGCGAUACCUUGAAUGCUCAGCCAUGAAGAACCGUGGUGUCAACGAAGCCUUCACAGAAGCCGCCCGUGUCGCUCUGCAGGUUAAGACCAGCAAAGACAAGAGCGGCGGCUGUACGAUCCUAUGAUCCUACGCAGCCCCACCUCCUUCCCUACCUGCGACACCAUCAGCAUACCUAUACACCUGCAUCACCUUGUACCUUCUUCCGACACAAGCCGACACGACUCCCACCUCGAUACGUCUUUCCGCGUCGCUCCGUUCAUACCCUUCUUUAUGUCGUUUACUUGUAGCUGAUGUUGUGGAUCUUAGCAAAAGCGAUCAGGCUUCAAAAGUCUCUCGCUCGAGCUUCGAGAAGAUGGAGAAGCGUACGAGACACGGCCUACCAGCGAGCCUUACCACUGCACUGGUAAACGUUCAAACUUGAUCCUGUUCUCAAGAUUUCUUGCGUUGUCGUUGCAUAGACUUGUUCACACUUUAUAUCGCUUUAUUGUACAUGCUUACCUUGCCUUUGGCUUUGGCUUAUUGUUUAAUCAACUUGUUUGUGUAGGCAAGAGGAAAGGACGGUUGUGUAGUUGACGGAAUCUUGAAUAGAUCAUACACCUUACUCUGGCGACCACUACCCG
Messenger RNA from Macroventuria anomochaeta, 1184 nucleotides. RefSeq lists its product as uncharacterized. Gene Ontology annotation, biological process: small GTPase-mediated signal transduction. The record is from RefSeq and is a predicted model, not a curated record. The transcript is spliced from 7 exons. The coding region runs from base 86 to 688 and encodes 200 amino acids. Gene Ontology annotation, molecular function: GTPase activity; GTP binding. NCBI's taxonomy places the organism in Eukaryota, Fungi, Ascomycota, Dothideomycetes, Pleosporales, Didymellaceae.